This is a messenger RNA of Lutzomyia longipalpis, 2920 nucleotides long. RefSeq lists its product as uncharacterized. The transcript is spliced from 5 exons. The record is from RefSeq and is a predicted model, not a curated record. NCBI's taxonomy places the organism in Eukaryota, Metazoa, Arthropoda, Insecta, Diptera, Psychodidae. Gene Ontology annotation, cellular component: nucleus. Gene Ontology annotation, molecular function: zinc ion binding; RNA polymerase II cis-regulatory region sequence-specific DNA binding; DNA-binding transcription factor activity, RNA polymerase II-specific. Bases 133 to 2835 code for a protein of 900 amino acids. Gene Ontology annotation, biological process: regulation of DNA-templated transcription.
AUGAUUAGGGCGACGGUGUUAGUUGUCAAAAAGUUGCCGACACAAAUUGUUAAUAGAAAAAUUUUCCGCAAGAAUUUGUGGGAAAUUUUCAGUUUUUGCGCUUGAUGUGGUGUGAAAAAGUGCCCGGAAACAAUGGAGAGGUUCACACUGAAGAUCAUCGACAAGCCCAAGUCGAGCUUGCGGAAUGUGUGUCGCCUGUGUGGGAUGGAUAAUCCCAAUAAAGUCUUCAUUUUGCGGGAUGAGGAUGUUUUCUGCGAGGACGAUGUGCCGCUUUCGACGAAAAUUCAAGUUUGUUGCGGUAUUGAGGUGACGAAGAAAGAUCGGAUGCCACAGAAGAUUUGUACUCUGUGCAGCGAUAAAAUCAAUGAUUUCUACGAAUUCCGGGAGAUGUGCACAGCCACGAAUGUACAAACAAGAGAUUUACUCGGGCUACCACGUGAGAAGCCCAAAUCCAAAGCACAGCCUCCGCUUCCGCCACAGCCUCCUGUGGUCAAUAACGUCGAAAGGCGAGAUGCUCCAUCAAAGACCAUCUUGCAGCCUCCGAUAAUAUCAGAGUCAAAGACAAUGCGGGACACGCGGGGGCGUCCACCGAAGGUUGCAAAGAAGAAAGCUCCUGGAAAGGUGGUGAAGCCCACAAAGAGCGGGAAGGUGGCACAAGCCACGAGGAAGACAAAACUAAUGCGUGCCGCGAAGAUCGUGAAUCUGAAGCAGGAGCCCAAGGAUCCACCACCAGCAGCAGCGCCACCGAAGCCUCCAAUGGUGGACAUUAAGCCCCUCCUGCGGCCUGCUGUGGUUAAGCUCACAAACAUUCUCCCUCUGCCACCAAUUGCAUCAAUUUCACAGCCCAAAUCCGCCGCUCCGGCCGUCAAACCGAAGCUCAAGAAGAAGGUUCAAUUCUCACCGGCCCUGCCUGUGGUGAUGAAGCGCCCCAUUGUGGAGAAGGAACCAGAGAAGCCGCAACCGAAGAAGGCACGCGUGGAGAAGCCCCCACGGCCGCCAGUUCUCGUUAAAUGCCCAAUUUGUAUUGAACCCAUCGAGAAGGACAUCUACUCCGUGCACAUGAUGCAGGUCCAUACGCCCAAGACGUAUGAAUAUGGCUGCAGUCCGUGUGGGGUACCCUUUGAGAAUGUAACUGACUACCGGGAUCAUCAGAAUUGGCAUAAAAAUGCCAGAAUUCCAUUUAGAUGCUUCAAAUGCCUCCGGACAUUUGAUAAACUCGCCGGCUUCACGAUGCACUCCCAGAAGUUCUGCCCGGAGAAUCAUAUAUUCACGAAUACAGUCCCCAAUACAAAUUGCACAAUGUGUGGUCAGGAGUUUGCAACAUUCAAUCUCUACAACUGGCACGGAUGCUUCAUCAAGUCCAAUACAAAUUGUCCUAAAUGCGAUAGAUUCAUCCAGCGCAAGGAUCGCCUCUUUAGGCAUAUUUUUGUCUGCAAGGGCAAAGGGACGUCCAAUACGCCAACACCUGAUGUGUCAGAUGAUGCAGAUAGCUUGAAGGCGGAGCAUCUGGGAGCGCCGGUGCCCAAAGUGAAGCCACUCAAGAUAAAGAUUCACAAGAAGAAGUUUGCCACGGUGACAAGUACGCCGCGUACGGAGACAGUGAUAAAGACGGAGCCUGAUUCAACGCUGGAGAUUGAGGAGUCGCAAAUUAAUGUUGAAGGUGCAAGCCUGCACACCUCCUAUGAUGACAUUCAACCGCCAAAACCGAAGCCGAAGGCACCAAAGGUACUAAAACGUGUAACGCUGAAGAAUCCCUAUGCACAGCUGGCGAGGAGGAUAAAGCAGGAACCAAAGGAUCCCACUGAGGUGGCAAAAGAGUUGGCGCCUCGUGUUGCAGCCCCUGUUGCUGCUAGACCGUCAAUCAGGGUGAAGCAGGAGCCUGUAGAUAGUGGGUAUGAGAAGAUGGUGCGAUUAGCUGCGAAGAAUAUCAAGAAGGAGCGAAUUGACGCGUCAGAGGAGCCUCCACAGCAGGAAUAUCCAGAAGAAGAGACUCAGCAAGACGAAGAUCCGGAAGAGGAGGAAGAAGCACCGCCAGAGGAGCCUCCACCGGUACCGCCUCUACCGCGAGGGGUGCGAAUAAAACAAGAGAAGCCCGAUGUGAUUGUAAAGCCUGAACCCAUUGAUCCCGCCUAUGAUAAGCAUCUACCCCCAAAACCACCGGCAAAGAUUCAAAAAGUAGCCAAGAAGCGUGUCUUUAAGAUCCCCUCAGCACUCAUCCAGAAGCUGCAGCAGGAGAAGAAGAAGCAACAGGAGAAGGAAACUCGUGGAGAGGGACAAAAUAGUCACGCUGCAGAGCGAGAUGAUCAAGGGCAGGAGAAGGAGGGAAAUGAGGAACAAACGGAAGCAGCCCCUGAAGCUGUUCCACAACAACAAGCGCCUGUUCCUGUGAUUACUGGUGUAAGAAGUAUUGAGAAGAGUGACUUUAGAACACCCUUUGUUCCUGUUAGGAUUAAGACUGAGAGAGUUAGCCCAACGAGGACACUACAGCGUGAUGUUAGCACUGCCCAGGAGGAGAAUGGGGUCAAUGGAAGUUCAGAAAAUGGUGAAGAGGACCAAGAAGGUGCUGCUGAUGAAGAAUCUGCGGCUAAUGAGGAAUCCGCUGCUAAUGAGGAACCCGCUGCAGUUGCUCAAGACUCUGCAGCUGUCGAGGAAAUGGCAUCAGAAGCGCCAAAGGAAGCUCCUGAAAACACUACAGAAGCAGUAGAAGCAAAUGCAGUGAAUCUCCCUGAAAGCCCUGAAAGCGCCCCAAUUUCCACGAAUGAUCAAAAUGGUGUCGUACAUGAAAUUCCAAGAAGCAUUGAUGAGCCUGAGUCCGCUCAGACAGGACAAAAUUGAAUAUUUAAAUGUGUAGAGAAUGGAUUUUGAACUGUAAAGUGCAUAAAAAACAUUUUCUCAAUAAAAAAUAAUUAUUAAAAAAUUA